AUGUUGCAGUUGAGAAAUGAGUCGCUGGCCGGCCGCGGCCUGAAUUUUGAUGCAGACACCGAUCCUAGGAUUGGCUCCAAUCGCAAUGUGUCUAUGCAGGGAGAUAUCCUCGGCUUCCUCCCACUGGUGGGAACACUUGUUCUCGUGAGCAUAUACUGCAUAGAUGGUAAAAUCGUCUGUGCCGUCGUACAUGGGCUAAGCGUCUACAGAAGGCUGAGUCCAUCAUUGCCCGAAGGAGUCUUGAAUUGGAUCAAACCAUUCUUCGAGAUCCCGGAUACCUUCAUCCUGAAUCAUUGCUCAUUGGAUGGGUUCCUCUUCUUACGGUAUCUCAAAGUUCUGCGCAGCCUAUUCCUUGUCGGUUGCUGCAUAUCGUGGCCAAUCUUGCUCCCCGUACACAUCACUGGAGGAAGGGGACUGAAGGGAUUGGACCUCUUAACGAUUGGCAAUAUCGAGGAUAAUCGUAAAUUCUAUGCACACGUGGUUGUGGCCAUAUCAUGGUUCAGUCUCACCAUUCUAGUGAUUGCGCGAGAAAGUCUUUACUACGUUAACCUGCGGAUAGCAUAUGCCUCAUCGCCAUUCUACGCCCAUCAGCUUUCAUCCAGAACUAUUCUUCUGACCCAUGUUCCCGAACGAUACCGUAACGAGUCUUGUCUUCGAAGACUGUUUGGCAAUUCCGUCAACCGCGUUUGGAUCCCCAAGACGUCCAAAACCCUUACUAAACUCCUUAAUCAGAGGAAAGAAGUUGCUUCAAAGUUAGAGGAGGCUGAGGUUGAGCUAAUUGUAAAGUCAAACAAAGCACACAACAAAGGUUCCAACCUCGAACCCCCAAUUCCACCGCGAACAGCACCAUCUAUAGAUCCAACAACCAAUAGUGCUACUGAAAAUUGCCCUGGGAGGCAGAAUCACCAAUCGCCGAGUAUUGAAGAGCCAGAUACAGGGACGCAGAUUCAUAAGGGGUUCCGACCACGCCAUCGCCUUUGGCGUCAAUUUGGACGCAAAGUCGACACCAUCAGCUGGGCCCGCUGUCAGAUCAAAUCUCUCAACACUCGAAUAUUCAAGUUGCGUCGCCAGCUUCGUCAAACACAUAUGUCUACCUUUCCGGCUGCAUUUGUCGAGUUUGAUAACCAGGAGAGCGCACAUGCUGCGCAUCAAUCUCUCGCUCACCAUCAACCAACACAACUAGUUCGUCACCUUGGUAUACGGCCAAACGAUAUACUGUGGCAGUCUCUUAGGAUAGACUGGCGAGAGCGUAUUAUCCGACAAUUUUUCGUUUGUGGUUCGAUUGUCGCUGCUAUAAUCCUUUGGUCCUUCCCAACCGCAGCCAUUGGCGUGAUAUCAAACGUGGAGCUCCUAAGUGAGAAUAUGCCCUUUUUGCAUUGGAUAAGACAGAUGCCUCAACGCCUACUUCGGUUGCUUCAAGGAUUUGUGCCUGCCCUAGUCCUGACACUUUGGAUAGCAGUUGUUCCCGCUCUACUACGAUGUAAGACCUCUUUUACUUCCACCUUCCUCCUCCUUUGUGUAAUUCUAACUGCCCAUCAAGUUUGCGCGGUCCAAGCCGGCUCGGUAUCACUAAGCAUGAUGGAGCUGUUCACGCAAAAGUCUUAUUUCGCCUUCCUUGUCGUGCAGGUAUUCCUCAUCACGUCGUUCUCAUCAACAGUAUUAUUAAUGUUGCCAAAUGUACUUUCAGAACCGCUCAAAAUCCCGGAUAUUCUCGCGAACAAUAUCCCAAGAGCCUCGGACUUCUUUCUUUCGUUCAUUUUAAUUCAAUGUCUCGCUGACGGUGCUUCAAAUAUCUUCCCGAUUGUCGAUCUAUGCCGGCACCAUGUCUUAGGCCAGAAGACCCGUACACCAAGGCUGCAAUAUCGGGUCUGGAGGAGAAUGAGACGAGUGCACUGGGGCACCGUCUUUCCUAGAAUCUCUAAUAUGGGAGUCAUUACGCUUUGUUACGCUGGAAUUGCUCCUAUCAUUCUCAUCUUUGCAGUUGGCGGCGUAUUCUUCCUGCAAAUAAUCUAUCGCUACAAUGUUAUCUACGUGGUGGAUUGCGAUCUGACUAGUACCGGAUUAUUCUACCCCCAGGCAUUGUUGCAUCUUUUAAUCGGGCUUUACCUGGCUGAGUUAUGCCUUGUUGGGAUAUUCAUUCUAAAUUCUGCUUUUGUUCCAAUGGCUUUGAUGAUCUUGUUGAUUAUCCUCACGGCCCUCGUGCAUCUCGAACUGAGCAAAGCCAUCAAUCCGCUGCUACAUAAUCUUCCUCAAUGUUUGUGGAGUGAGGAAAGGGACACACCAGGGGAAGAGGAAAAUAUGUUCCGGGACUCAACGUGCAGCGCAAGAAGGCCUAGCAAUGUGGCUACAGUAGAACAAGCAGGAGAGAGUGGGAAGCAAGAUUGCGUCGAAGUUAAUACAGACAAUGGAGAGCAGAGCUUUGCCAUGCCGUCUUUCCUUCGGCACCUGAUGAAGCAACUCUUCGGCCCCCAAAGGUCAGUCGCUGAUUUACGUCAUGAGAUUCUGUCUCUCUAUGAGACCAUAUACUCAGAUGCCUUUCAGCCAUACGAGUACCCGACCAAAGGAACGGCGCAGGCUUAUCUGCCGCCAGAAGUAUGGCUUUCAAAACCAACAUUAUGGAUUCCACGAGACGGGAUGGGCUUCAGCCUACAGGAGAUUGCCCAAACGAAAAGAUACAUGCCAAUAACGGAUUUCGGGGCUAGCUUGGGUGAGAAUGGGGAAAUUGUGACAAACUUUGACGAUGUGCCUAUCGAUGAAGCAAAAUUGAGUGGAACACGUUGGGAGGCCAUAGAGAGUGCGGUACCGUCGUUAAUAAGCCCAAGCGAAUUAGGUUUAUAA
This is a messenger RNA of Clonostachys rhizophaga, 2838 nucleotides long. The record is from the annotation of a GenBank genome assembly. NCBI's taxonomy places the organism in Eukaryota, Fungi, Ascomycota, Sordariomycetes, Hypocreales, Bionectriaceae.